Ananas comosus (pineapple) is the source of this 1673-nucleotide messenger RNA. Its product is annotated as UDP-galactose transporter 2-like. Gene Ontology annotation, molecular function: UDP-galactose transmembrane transporter activity; antiporter activity. The transcript has 6 exons. Lineage: Eukaryota; Viridiplantae; Streptophyta; Magnoliopsida; Poales; Bromeliaceae. Gene Ontology annotation, cellular component: Golgi apparatus. The record is from RefSeq and is a predicted model, not a curated record. Bases 388 to 1386 code for a protein of 332 amino acids.
CCGUGCUUAAAAGUUGAGUAUUCCUUGCGCAAUUAAAAGGAUUAAAUAUUCUCAGAUCCUAUAGUUUAUACAACGGAGAUUCCCUCUAUAUAUAUAUAUCCAGAUCUCGUUAUGAAUAUAUAUCUCGUUAUGAAUAUGUGCAUGUAUAUAUAUAUAUAUCUCUAGAUGAAAUCAUGUAGAUAAAUACAAGCAGAGUUUGGGAUCACGGAGAAGAGCCAAAUCCCAAAAGAAUUUUUUUUUUUUUAUUUACAAGAAAAGCUCCCUUAAAAAUCCGAAGCUCUUCGCUACGGAUCGUCUCCUUCUGCCAUAAGCUUCCGAGAUCGGAGAUGGUAAGUAAGUAGAACACAUCUUUAAGCGCCUGCGGAACUGAACUUUGUGAAAGAAGAGAUGACUUCAAGCAAAGCUGACAGGAAAGCUGCUUUAGAUGUUGCGGCAUGGAUGUUCAACAUAGUGACUUCUGUUGGAAUAAUUAUGGUGAACAAAGCUUUAAUGGCCACCUAUGGCUUCAGUUUUGCGACAUCACUAACUGGCCUGCAUUUUGCAACCACGACUAUUAUGACAAUUGUUCUAAGGUGGUUGGGACUUGUUCAGCCCUCCCACUUACCUGUACCUGAACUCAUCAAGUUCGUCAUUUGUGCGAACUUGUCAAUUGUCGGCAUGAACGUCAGUCUGAUGUGGAAUUCCGUGGGGUUUUAUCAGAUAACGAAGCUCUGUAUGAUACCAGUAUCUUGUCUCCUAGAAGUUUUGUUGGAUAAGGUCCGUUAUUCUCGGGACACAAAGCUCAGUAUAGUGGUGGUUCUCGUAGGUGUUGCAGUUUGUACGGUCACCGACGUGAGCGUCAAUGCUAGAGGUGUAUUAGCAGCAACUAUAGCAGUUUGGAGCACUUCUUUGCAACAAUAUUAUGUUCAUUUUCUUCAACGGAAGUAUUCGCUUACGUCCUUCAACCUCUUGAGCCACACUGCUCCUGGCCAGGCAGCAUCUCUUCUGCUAGUAGGGCCUUUCAUGGAUUUCUGGUUGACCAGCAAACGGGUGGACGCGUUCAACUACACUGUGCCUUCUGUGCUUUUCAUAAUCUCGUCAUGCUCGAUAGCGGUUGGAACCAACCUGAGCCAAUUCAUAUGCAUAGGUCGAUUCUCGGCGGUGUCUUUCCAGGUGAUAGGUCACAUGAAGACGAUACUCGUGUUGAUCCUCGGAUUCACCUUCUUCGGAAAGGAGGGUCUCAACUUUCACGUAGUUCUCGGCAUGAUCCUAGCUGUUAUAGGAAUGGUUUGGUACGGCAACGCCUCGGCAAAACCCGGGGGGAAGGAACGUCGAAGCUAUCCGGUUGUAGAAAGAUUGCAGAAGCCUGUCAGCAGUUCAGACUCAAAAGCAGUUGAGGAGGUCUAAAAUCGACCCGUUCGCAGUUUAGAUUCCUCAAAUUUAGUGACAGAAGCAAAAUUAGUUGAAUUACUAACACAAUCAUAGUUUUGUUUCAUUGAUAUUUCUUUUCUAUAUCGAAAUCUUUGUUUUAAUGGUCACAAAUUCCCUCCUCGGGAGUAAGUUAUUCUUUAGGUAUAUAGUGAUUGGCUAUACCUCAUUUAUCCAAGCUUGUAAAAGAACUACAGUUUUUCAACAGUUUAUGUUGCAUUUUGAGACUCUUUGGACAAAUUUUUAGUAAACAAGGUUCAUAUAAA